Neolamprologus brichardi is the source of this 3189-nucleotide messenger RNA. It is a transcript of the gene mon1bb, whose product is annotated as MON1 secretory trafficking family member Bb. Gene Ontology annotation, cellular component: Mon1-Ccz1 complex. Lineage: Eukaryota; Metazoa; Chordata; Actinopteri; Cichliformes; Cichlidae. Gene Ontology annotation, biological process: vesicle-mediated transport; protein targeting to vacuole. The record is from RefSeq and is a predicted model, not a curated record.
UGGGAAAGAGUCGUUGAAGCUCGUUUAAAGAGAGGUGACUAGCAGUGAGCAGUGAGAGUGUUGACGGAGAAGUAGGAAGGUCAGAGUUACCUGCACUGUGUGUUUGUGUAUUUGAAGAAGAUGAUUGGUUGCCAGGAGAGGAACUGUGGUACUGUUUGAGAAGGCGGUCAGGAGGGACCCUGGUUAAAGACAUGUAUGAGGACAGCAAGACGGUAAUGAGUUUCUGUUACGAGCCCACAACCAGAGAGUGGGGAGGGGCGGGACUAACCGACGCCAGCGAGCGCGCUGAUUGGUCAGCUGAAGUUGUCAUCAGAGAUUCCGGAUGUCGGCUUCGACACUGGGAUGGUAUCAUGGAAACAGCCAAUCAUCAAGAAGGAGAGGCGGCGGCAGUGAAGAUUGGUGAUAGCCCUUUAGAGAGUAAUCAACCUGCUGACUCAUUGGCAGCCUCCUUCUCCCUUUUGGAGAAUCACAUGUUUCCUGAUUCAGUAGAGAGUAAUGGGAGCGCCGCUGUUAGCAGAAUUGAGCCUUUGAAUUCGCACCCACCAGAUGUUUCGGCAGAGCAUCUCGGUUUGGAUGAGAAGCCUCCUUCUGACCAAGUGAUGAAGCUAGAGCCCGAAGAGACAGAAACCGAGUGCCAAAACAACGCGUCCACGCAGCCAACUGAUGGAACAACUGAAGAUGAUGCCACUGACAAUGACCAGAACGACUCUGGGGAAUUUGUUGUAACAAUGCUGGCCAAGGCCAAGCUUGAAGAACAAGGUAUAGGUGUGAAGGGGAGGUCAUCCCCGCUGUUGGAGGCAGGCACACUGGAAUCGUCGUCAUUUACAUCUCAUCGCGAUGAGGAUGUUACAGCUGACAGCUGGCGGCAGCACAGGAAACAUGUUUUUGUGCUAAGCGAAGCCGGUAAGCCCAUUUAUUCCCGGUAUGGCAGCGAAGAGGCUCUUUCAUCAACAAUGGGAGUGAUGAUGGCGCUGGUGUCUUUUGUCCAAAGUGGAGAUAAUAUCAUUCGCUCAGUCUACUCAGACGAGCACACCGUAGUGUUCCUGCAGAAAGGGCCCCUCGUUCUGGUGUGCGUCUCCAGCAGUCAUCAGUCUGAGCAGCAGCUGCGGGGAGAGCUCCUCUAUGUCUACUAUCAGAUCAUCAGCAUGCUCACCCAGGCCAGUAUAUCCCGCAUCUUUGAACACAAGAAAAACUACGACCUGAGGAGACUCCUAGCGGGCUCAGAAAAGAUCCUGGAUGGUCUCCUCAACUUGGUGGAUUCUGACCCCAGCUUCCUGCUAUCGGCAGUGCACUGCUUGCCUCUAGCCUCCUCUCUCAGGGACUCUCUCAGCCAGAUCCUGCAGAAAGCUAUCACACCCAAUCUGGUUUUCUCCAUCCUCAUCGCCAAGAACCAGCUUCUAACCAUCGUCCAAGAAAAGACCGUCAUUGAGGACUCGCGGCUGGAGCCUGCUGACGUUCACCUUCUGCUUAACCUCAUUGGAGCGUCCUCUGCCUUUCAGGCUGGCGAGAUCUGGACCCCCAUUUGCCUCCCGCUCUUUAAUCCUGACUGUUACUUUUAUGCAUACAUUUCUUACCUGGACCCUCCAGAAUGCACUGUUUGUUUGCUGCUGCUCUCGACAGACAAAGAGGCUUUUUACUCUGUAGCUGAGUGCAAGAGAAAGAUAGAGGAGGCUAUGAUGGCUCAGAACUCCCUGAGCCUCAUUGCCAAAGCUCAGACGUACAGUGUGAGCCAGGUGGGCGUCUCAGACCUCAGACACUUCAUGUACAAGCCCUUUGAUGUGCCAGACAACUACCGCCAGCUCACUCAGUUCACCAGCCCAGAGAUGGAGGCACCAUACAGCAGUGAAGAGGAGAAAAUGAGACUGCUGGAUCUUUAUCGUUAUAUGCACGGCCGCAUCCACAGCACCUCACGACCCCUUAAGCUUAUCUACCAUGUUGCUGAGAGAGAAACUCUGCUAGCCUGGGUCACAAGUAAAUUUGAGCUGUACACCUGCUUCAGCCCCCUGGUGACAAAGGCCUGUGCCAUUACUGCUAUCACUAAGCUUCUAAGAUGGAUUAAAAAGGAGGAGGACCGUCUGUUCAUCAGAUACCCCCCAAAGUAUUCAACCACUCCAAACCCCAGCAAAAGCUCUCGAGGAGGCAAAUCUGACCAGCAAGACUCCACAGAUAAUGGCUUCUUAUCUCUUCUAUAGGACUCUGUUAGCACUAAUAGAAGUGGCUCUGCCUCAUCCAAAAAUAGUUUGUACACUGGUUUCAAGAUAUUUUUCAACCCUCUUGACACUCAUGAGACCGACAAACUUUGACCACUGGAAUCCAACACUACGUUUUACACUAUUUAAGGAGGACUGGUGUCUUUGAAACCGGUGUUAUUAGUUCUCCAGGAAGCAUGUCAUCACAUUGCUGCUUUUGAGCAGAAACAGGGCAGAAGCACAUUAGUAGAUUUUAAAAUGAACUGUGGCAGAACAUAUUUGCAAUGGUGUAUUUAAGCUUUUUUAUAUUGUUUUAUUACAGCAACAACAUGAACAGUGAAUGGAACAUAUGUUACAUAUUUAAUGAGUUAGCAUGAGGAGGAAAAAUUAAGUUAAACUACCUUUGGCAGAUAAGAUAAGAUAAUCUUUAUCUCCUCGCCCUAAUCACGAAAAUUAUGUUGCAUAACAUAAUGUCACAAAACAGGAUAUACAAGUUGUUAGCGUGUGUGCUUUUUGGGAUCAGCAUAAACUGGAAUAAGAACUGGAACUGCCAGAGGAGGGAGAGGCCCGGCGUGAGUCACACGAGGCCACAAGCAGAAUGUUUUUCCUUCUUCACAGAAUUUGAAAACAUGUCGUUUCUUAUCUUGCUGAUGUUUAGACUCAAAACAAGACUUUGAGUUUUAUUGAUGUUUCAUUUUGUGCAGCAGAUUAGUAGGAACCCCAGCCUGAUUAUUGUCACUGUUAAGUGUUUCCAUUGAAACAAGGCAGACCUUAUCAGUUUCUUGAUAAGGUGGGAAGAUGCCAAUGAGCUCACAUGUUUUGCUCUGCAGAUACCUUUAGUAUGACAUCUAAUGUAGUGAGUUCAGGUAUUCUUUUUGCAUAAUAGUUUUCUAAAGGUGAUCUGAAAAGUUGUUUCAUCCUUGUGUCCAAUGAGGAAUUUCCUGUCAAGUCUUAAGAGUUUGUCUGUAGUGUUACAAAAUAAAUCCCAGGAUGCAUAAAA